Sebastes umbrosus (honeycomb rockfish) is the source of this 3423-nucleotide messenger RNA. RefSeq names its product UDP-GlcNAc:betaGal beta-1,3-N-acetylglucosaminyltransferase 9 (gene b3gnt9). Bases 491 to 1987 code for a protein of 498 amino acids. Gene Ontology annotation, cellular component: membrane. The transcript has 7 exons. Gene Ontology annotation, molecular function: hexosyltransferase activity. The record is from RefSeq and is a predicted model, not a curated record. NCBI's taxonomy places the organism in Eukaryota, Metazoa, Chordata, Actinopteri, Perciformes, Sebastidae.
CACACACACACACACACACGCUCAUAUACAGUCUCUCCUCUUCUCUCAUUGGGUCUUUGUCUUUGGAAACUUUUGGACAUCAGUCUCUGUGUCUGCAGAGCAGGAGGCUGUGUUGCAGCUCCUCACAUCCUCAGCCCAGAUGUUUCCAGUUUGACCUCCCCCUCCGCUGGGUCUGGAUGCCCCCACCCAUUGGUGCCUGAGGAGAAGGGGAGGAUGAAGCCCAACACGAUGGACGUACAUCCCGUGAUAUGAGUUUUUUUUACAGACAAAUUGUGAAGUUUGAAGACUGUUUGAGGUGAUGUUUAGCAAUGCAGCAGGGCGUAGGAAGGAGAAUCGCCACAUCGCUUCAUCAAAUUCUGCAGAGUAGUCUGCAAACUCAAAUCUGGUCUAUAUCAGCCUCCACUGCUGUCUGCAAAGCAGCAUGAACUGCAGCCGUCCCUGUCCACUGCAGUCCUGUUCGAUACUUAACUGAAGUCAGUGUCUUCAGAAGAUGCUGAGGAAGAUCGCAGCAAUGAGGAGGAUCCUGCAUGUGAAGGGAGAUGUGUUGUGCACGAUGAUGCUACUGGUGCUCUUCUGUGUGCUGCUCUAUGCCCGCCAGGCCGUGCUUUCCUCUGGGUGGGACAGGCCUGUGUGGAGGCUGGAUUUCCAUGGCUCUACCAGCUCCAGCAGGACCUUACUGGGUGCCAGUAGGGCUAAAGUAGGCCAGGAGUCUCCAGGGCAGAUCCCAUCCAGCCCUUCAGAGCCACAGCUGCCUCCCUGCAACCCCCAGCCCAAGUCCAAACCUCCUCAGCCCAAGGCCAAACCUCCUCAGUCCAAGACCAAAUCACUGCAGCCCAAGUCCAAACCUCCUCAGUCUAAGUCCAAACCUCAGGUUAAAUCUAAGGGGAAAUCCAAGUCGCGACGGAAGAAUGCUGUGCCGACUAAGGCCGCUGGCAAGCCCCUGCCCACAAUGCCACCUUUUGACUUUGAGGGUUAUCUGAGAGAAAAGGACAACAGAAACUUUAAGCUGCUCAUAGACCAGCCAGACAAAUGUCACAUCGGAGGAGCAGUGGUGGAAGAAGGAGGAGGAAGUAAAGGGUCUACUACUACUCCCUACAUGCUCAUUGCGGUGAAAUCCAUCCCUGCAGAUUUUGAUAAACGUCAGGUGGUACGUCGGACAUGGGGUAAAGAGGGACUUAUCCAAAAUGGUGUGACCAUCCGUACCGUUUUCCUGCUAGGGGUUCCCAGGAAUCGGACUGCUCUGCCUCUGUGGGAUCGGCUCUUGACCUACGAGAGUCAAACCUUUAGGGAUAUCCUGCUUUGGGACUUUGAAGACACCUUCUUCAACCUGACACUGAAGGAAACACAUUUUCUGGAAUGGGUUAACAGCAGCUGUCCUCACGUCAAAUUCAUCUUCAAGGGUGAUGCUGAUGUGUAUGUUAAUGUGGAGAAUAUACUAGAGAUGCUACAAGGUCAAAAGCCAGACAAGGAUCUGUUUGUUGGUGAUAUUAUUAUCCAUGCUAAACCCAUUCGCCGGCGCAGUUCCAAAUACUAUGUGCCAGAGUUUGUUUAUGGAGGGGGUUUGUACCCGAAUUACGCAGGGGGAGGAGGGUUUGUCAUGUCGGGACAUACGGCUCGGAGACUUAGCUCUGCCUGUCAACAGGUGGAGUUGUUCCCCAUUGAUGAUGUCUUUCUGGGAAUGUGCCUCCAGCUGAUUGGAGUCAAACCAUCACGCCACCAGGGCUUUCGGACCUUCGGAAUUCCCCGACCAUCUGCAGCACCCCACCUUCAGACCUUUGACCCCUGUUUCUACAGGGAACUAAUGGUUGUUCACAGCCUCAGUGUUCCUCAGAUCUGGCUCAUGUGGAACCUCCUGCACGACCCCAAGCUGAGCUGCCACAACAGGACUAGCCCGACAUCCUGGCCCUUUAAGUGGAAGGAUAAGAUGGGAGUAACGACAGGAGUAGAGAAGGACUACGGUGAGAAGCAGGUGUUUGUCACACAUUAGUGACUCCCUGCAGGGCCGAGUGGGAUCUGCAAAAGCCCUAGCAAGGACAAAACGGUUAUAAAGCAGGAUCUGUGGGCAACUUCAAAGGUUUGUGAUGUGUUCAAAAGCACAGUUGAGUUAUAUGAGACUUUAUCCAAGCUGGUAGAUCAUCUUUGGGGAAAUGAAUUGGCAAAGACUUCAGAUUUUUUCAGCGAGGAAGCCCAAAGAGAAUUUGGGCUUUUGCCAUCCAAGCCCAUCUGUGCAUUCAUACAGUGAACAACCAUGCAGCAAGACCUUGAUUUGCAAAGAAGAUUGUGACUUUUGAAUGUUUAUUCUUCAGAAUGUAUUGUGUUAUAAUUGUUUACACAGAGACAUAGUAAGAUCUAUAAGGACAACAUAACGACAUGUGGUUAGCUGGUUUAACCUCAUCCAAGCGUAAAAGCACCCAUGUGUCUGAGACCUCAACAUUGUUAAUAUACUGACUCACAUUGGACUGUGAGGACAGCAGGACUGGAGAUGGAUGUGUGUACUGGGUGCGUGGAAGGACAGUAGGGACUUUUUGUGUUCUCACCGUGAAUCACUAGCAGAGAUGCUCCUCACUCCCUUAUGCUGGAUAGAGGCACAAAUGGUCAGUUAUACUAUCUGUUCCCUGGAGGGCAAACAAUGAAGCCUAAAUGGGAACCAGCUGGGACCAUAGCGCGCGCGCACACACACACACACACACACACACACAAAACCUCUGCUGAAUGUUUGUGGAAAAGUCUGCUAUUUGAGGAGUCAGAUGUGUACUUUCAUGUGAACACUAUUAUUACUAUAAUUAUAAUGAUUUGAUUUUUUGUAUGUGUAAUUCUGUUUUUUGUUAAAAAACUCUUCAUAUCUUUAACCUCAUAUGUUUUCAAAAUGUUCAAUGUAACUGCAUUUCAACAGCAAAACAUGUUCACAGACCUAGACAGAUCGAAACGGAUUGUCUAUUAGUGUGAUUGUUCAACAAGCUCAUGUGCUCUGGACUGCAGCUGGUGCCCAUUUUGCCAUGCUAGCUGUGUGGCUCUACGUUUAGACUGAAAUGUCUCCACUAUUUCAUUGGUGCUGAGAGGAUGUGUGCUAAUAACUUUGAUGAUCCCACAAUGAGGUUGCCAUUUGUGGUUUUGAGUGAAAUGCCUCAACAUAUAUUGGAUGGAUUGCCAUAAAAUUUGGUACACACAUUCAUGUUCCCCUCAGAAUGAAUUGUAAUAACUGUGAUCCCCAAUUUAAUUUAAUUUAAUUCAUUAUUUAGAUUUUGCACUCUGUUUAACUCAUCAAAAAGUGUAUUAACACCAACAGCUAGUUUGAUUUUAAAUGUUAAAGUUAAAAUGUUUUGAAGGGAAAAUCUCCAUCAAUACUUUGCAUGUACCACACAACCCUGUGUACUGAAUGUGCUUUUUGAAUAAAGGUUAGUAGAUGUCUAGGGCUACAAGGAA